UUCGACUUUCGAGUUUUAUACAAAAUUGCACUAAUGACGGUUGGCUGUCGUCGCUCGUUUGUCUAGUAAUUAAUUUGUUUUAUUUUUUUCUUUCGAUUUUUAAUCUCCUGCUGUGAAAAAUUAUAAAAAAAGAAAACACAACUCCCUGCUAAAUAUAGUAUUUUCUUUUCUUUAUUAAAAAUAUACACAAACUUGUUGCCAUUCUAAAGAAGUUAUCCUUUGUUUUGUUAGGGUAAAAUUCUUGCAAUUGAUUUAAACUAGAUUUGUUGUAAAGAAAAAAAGAUAGAACGCCAUAACAAGUGAGUCAAAAAAGCCCGUUGAUUGAAAUUAAAGUAUUUUUGUCUCGCAAGUCGCGACUUCCUGUUAUUUCGUAACUUUUUUUUCGAAAAAUUCUACGCAAUUAUUAAUUUUGUUCAUUGCACAAUAGUUGCAGUUUGCAGCAUUCACUGGAACCCAUAGCAUGACAAUUCCAUCACGUCCCGCACCUCCUCCACCAUCGAGCAUUGGAAAUAACAAUAAUAAUUUAUCACAAUACCAACGACAACAGCAAAAUGGGGGCGUCGUACCUAAGUUGACAAUAAAACUCCCACCUCCGCCUACAAAAGGCGUCAACAAAGGUGGUAUACAAAAUAAUUACGCAUCCACCUCAUCAAUAUAUCGGAGCAAUAGUAACAAUUCCCUAACGUCUAAUGGCACAAAUUCUUCGUCAAUUACAAGAAAAUUUCCUGCGGCCAACGUUCGAUAUGCACCAACAACAAACUGGGAUGGAUCACCUUUUGAACCGAUGAUGGUCAAUGGGAAAAAAGCACCUCCACCAAGGCCGCCACCACCCAAAAGACCACCACCACCGAAAAUAAAUAAUGGUCAUACAACACCACCAACUCAAUCGGUUAAUAUUCUAUCGAAUAUAUUUGGGCGUAAAAAAUCAACCAAAGCACCAAAAAGGCCAUCUCAGAGACCAGAUGCCACUGCUAACUCACAUUCUAGCUCUUUUUACGGCAACAACUCAGGUCAAUCGCACUCAAAUUCCUUGUAUUCAUUUCCCCCAACAACAUUUGCACCACCAGCAUCGUCUGAGACCACAAAUGUCCAAUUGAUCAGUUUUGAUUCACCACCCAGUUCUCCGACAUUUACACAAAAGUCAAAUAGUGAUUGUGUUUCUGUUGAUAGUUUUAGUUCGGAUUCGAAUUUUAGUUCGCCAAACAAUGGAAGUGUAUCGCAACCAGAAUCAGGAUUCGAAGAUGAUUUUAGCAGCAGUCGUGCCACAACAAGUCCCCUCGAUCCGUGGGAUGCCUUCAGUGGGGGUAGUAGCGAAAUAAGUAGUUGUUAUUCCAGUCUAGGAAGUGCUCCAGUUCGAAAUUACAGUGUGGCCACAAAUAGAAUACAACAGAACACCGAUAAUCAAUUGUGUAAUGGAAAGAGUUUGCUUCCGCCACCUACAACUCUACACAUGCCCACUAUUAUAAAACCGAAAAUCUCUCAAAAACCUAAAGCACCAAAACCACCAACGUUGGAACAGGCACGAUAUAAUCUUGCUGUAGGUGCAAAACAGUCAAUAAUAAGUGAAGAUCCUAGUACGCCACCUUCACCACCAAUGCCAAAUUGUCCACCACCACCACCUCCACCAGGUGGAGUGAGUAUCCUGGAUGUAAUCAAAGGUGGAGCAGAUGCAUUGAGCUUAGGAACUUAUUAUGAUGAUAGUGAAAAUGAACAAGCAUACGGUAUUGCUCUUUAUGAAUUCGAUGGUGCAGUCGAAGGUGAUCUUAGUUUUAGGGAAAACGAAAAAAUCUACAUUUUGGAAAAACUCAACGAUGAAUGGUUGAGAGGUCGUAACCGAAGCGGCUGUGAAGGAAUAUUUCCAACAAACUACAUUGAAAUCAAAGUACCCCUUAAAGAUUAUACUGAAGUUUCAAGGACAACCACAACGACAUCUUCUCUUUCAACUACUUCUUUUUCACUGAGCAAUUCCUCAUCGUCAUCAUACACUCAAAGCUAUAAUCAUCAUCAGGAGAAGAAAGAAGUAAUAAACAGCUUUAGCAGCAGCAAUGCUAAGGCACCAAUAAAGAAUUCAAACAAUAAUCAAACAAAUCAAGUACGGUGUCUGUAUACUUUCGAUGCUGGUGAACCUGGAGAUUUAGUAUUUCAGGAGAACGAUUACAUCACUGUUUUAUAUAGAAUAAACGAAGACUGGCUCUUUGGAGAAUCCUCUGAUGGAAGACAGGGCCAAUUUCCGGCUAAUUUUCUUGAAUACAUACCCGAAAACAUACCAAUGCCUUAAGUUCUUUAUAUAAAGCGUGAAUGAAUUGAAGCUUAACCUUUUUUUUGAUAACAAUUUAUACAUUUAUAAAACAAACAGUAAACAUUUUCUAUAAAAGUAUAAUUUAUAUAUAUUUUUAUAUCGAGAAGUUAAACUAUAAGAAAAGAAAAAAUGAUGAUAUGGUGGAAGUGGAAAAGGCACUGCAGAAGGACGUUGCGAUAAGAACGUGCUAUAAUCACAACUGAAAGUAGCUUUUGAUAAAUUAUAAAACAAUUAAUAUUUCUCAUAAUAAUCUUAACCGUUUAUACAUACAUAUACUUACAGAAAUAAACAAAGUUCUAAUUUACAAUUAAAAAAAAACAUAAACUUAAGUUGUGUAUGAUGUGUUUUUUGUAUCUCGUAAUUUUGUAUUUGUUUGUUGAGAGAGGGCCUGAUGAGAGAUUUCAGUAUUUAUUAUUUGUAUUGUUAUUUUCUCAUUGUACAUUUUUUUUUAUUUUUAUGAAUGAAUUGAAAUCUGAAAUGAGUUGAAUGCUGAGAUUUUUUUGUUUGUUUGUCAAUUAAAUUAAACUACUAAUAAUAAGGUAUUCUCACGUGUUUGCUAUAAUAUUGCUCAUACAAAUAACGAUAAUAAAGUUUAUACCUAUAAAUAAAUUAUGAAUAGCUUUUGAUUCUUAUGUUUCUUUAAAAGCAAAAGUUAAAUACGUUUAUAGAUUUAUGAAUUGAAAGAGAAAUACUUGUUCACAUUCAAUAUAAAUAUUGUUAUAAUUUUUUUUUUGCUUUUAUUUGUUAUAUUUAUUAUUAUUAUUAUAUUACAAUUAAAUGUCUUAAGAACAUACACAAACUAAAAAUUAAGUAUUGUAAGUUGAUAGAAAUUCUUUCUUCUUUACUACUCUGUCCUAACUUAAGUGAUAAAAAAUAAAUUAAAAUACGAAAUUAUUA
Eupeodes corollae is the source of this 3196-nucleotide messenger RNA. RefSeq lists its product as uncharacterized. Bases 461 to 2278 code for a protein of 605 amino acids. Gene Ontology annotation, cellular component: ESCRT-0 complex. Gene Ontology annotation, biological process: protein transport to vacuole involved in ubiquitin-dependent protein catabolic process via the multivesicular body sorting pathway. Gene Ontology annotation, molecular function: protein binding. The transcript is spliced from 4 exons. The record is from RefSeq and is a predicted model, not a curated record. Lineage: Eukaryota; Metazoa; Arthropoda; Insecta; Diptera; Syrphidae.